AUGAGCCCUGUUUGUAACGUCCUCUUUCCCGUUUCUCCUUCCUCUUCUUCUUCUUCCCCCAAACCCCCAACCCACAUGUCUGCUUCUGGAACUUCGUUUCCGGACCCCGACUGGCCCCGUCAAGAUCCGACCCGACCCGAUUUACCUUUCUCCCACCACCUCCCCCCGGACCCUCUCCUCGACGCCGGCUCCUUUGUCGACUCCUCCUCCUCCGCCCUCCCCGCCCCAACCCUACCUUCCCGAGAUCUUGACCGGACUCCUCGCAAGAAGGCCGAGUCUUCUUCCACUCCUCGAUCUCCAUUACGCGCCGGGCCUCUCAACUCUUUCAACCUCCCUCCUGAUUCUUCCGCUCCUAGGAAUGGAGAUUCUCCCGCUACCAAAAAGGUCUCGCUCUCGGCCUCUUCCUCCAGAGGGACGACCGACGCCUCCUUGAAAUCUGCCUUGUCCGAGAGGCCUAAUUGGCUGCCCCCGGGAUGGGUUGUUCAAGAUAGAGUUCGUUCCUCUGGUGCUACAGCUGGAACUGUUGAUAAGUACUACUUUGAUCCAAUCUCAAACCGUCGAUUCCGGUCUAAGAUCGAGGUUCUUUACUUUCUGGAAACAGGAACAUUACGGAAACGGAAGAAAUCAUUAGACGGUAAUCCGACGUCUACUGACGGCUCCGAAGAACCCAAGAGCAAGAAAUCUUCCAGCAAUGCUAAAUCUGCUCCUUUAAACUUUGAUUUCUUCAAUGUGCCUGAAAAGGUUGAAUGGGUUCUCACAGACCCUUCUAAGGAUGCUUGGACACCCUUUAUCGGCAGUGAGAAAGUACGCGAAUCUACUAAACGCGCAUGGGUGGGAGCUUUUCAACUCCUUGGCCGAUCGAAAGUUUGAAGUUUGAAGGCAAUUUCAUCCCUUUUGGAUAUUUUUUGGGACAACCAACCCAUUCAGGCAAGAACAAUCCUCCCUCCCUCCCUCCCUCUAAUGGCUUCCCAUCUGCAAUUCUUUUGGUCUUUUUUUUCUUUCUUUGGAAGGAGCAGGUGAGGUUGAGGGGGAAGUAUUGUGAAAAACCAGAUUUGGUUAGUAAAAAUUACUGCAAAAACAUGACUCUAUCUAACUGACUAUGUCUUGGACUGUGGAAGAAGUGACCAAUUUGUGUAGGAAAGAGGGGUUGCUCAGUUCAUUCUCAAUCAAAUGUAUUUGAAUGAGGGGCUAUUUCAUUUUGAUUCUAUGCUCUUGCUCUUCAUUUUUGAUCUAGAUCUGUAUUUCUUUUUUUGAUUCAAAAUUGAUAUUCUUGUGGUAAUAA
This is a messenger RNA of Benincasa hispida (wax gourd), 1282 nucleotides long. Its product is annotated as methyl-CpG-binding domain-containing protein 5. The record is from RefSeq and is a predicted model, not a curated record. NCBI's taxonomy places the organism in Eukaryota, Viridiplantae, Streptophyta, Magnoliopsida, Cucurbitales, Cucurbitaceae. Gene Ontology annotation, molecular function: DNA binding.